AUGUUCCUCCUCGUCGGCCGCUCUUGCCCACUCCAGACCGCUUUCCUCGUCGCCCGCGCUUUCCCUCAUCACCCUCCCCGACCCUCUGGUCGCAUAUGUUCCCCUAGUUGCCCGCGCUCUCCCACGUUAACCACACAUCCCCUCGUCGCAAUUGCUGAUAGUAAACAUACCGCGCUUCAGAUCGUCACCCGCGCUCCCCUCAUCACCCUCGUCGACCCGCACCGAUCCUCGCCGCCCUCACCUCCCUUGGUCACCCACAUUCCCUCUCGUCGCUCGUGCUUCCCCUCAUCACCCAUGCCGACCCUCGCCGCCCUCGCCUCCCCUCGCCGCCCUCGCCUCCCCUCGUCGCCCGCGCGUCUCGUCGUCGGGCUUGCCUCCCAGUCACUCGCGCUUCCCCUCGUCAUCCGCGUUUCCAGCCACUCUUCCCCUCUCCCCAUCUCACCAUCUCCACCCGUCCUUCCUCCCUCAUUCCUUCCGAAGGGGUGGGACAGAUGGGGAGGAACAGAUGGGGAGGAACAGAUGGGGAGGAACAGAUGGGGAGGAACAGAUGGGGAGGAACAGACGGGGAGGAACAGACGGGGAGGAACAGACAGGGAGGAACAGAUGGGGAGGAACAGAUGGGGAGGAACAGAUGGGGAGGAACAGAUGGGGAGGAACAGACGGGGAGGAACAGACGGGGAGGAACAGACGGGGAGGAACAGAUGGGGAGGAACAGAUGGGGAGGAACAGAUGGGGAGGAACAGAUGGGGAGGAACAGGUGGGGAGGAACAGAUGGGGAGGAACAGAUGGGGAGGAACAGAUGGGGAGGAACAGAUGGGGAGGAACAGAUGGGGAGGAACAGAUGGGGAGGAACAGAUGGGGAGGAACAAAUGGGGAGGAACAGGUGGGGAGCAACAGAUGGGGAGGAACAGAGCACCUGCCCCCGUUCCCCCCAUCCUCUUCCCUGUCUCCCCGUAUCCCCUGCCGUGCUUCCCCCCAUCCUAUCCCCUCUUCCCCCGUAUCCCCUGCCCUGCUUACCCCCAUCCCCUUCCCCGCUUCCCCUCAUCCCCUUCCCUGCUUCCCCCCAUCCCGUUCCCUGCUUCCCCUAAUCCCCUUCCCUGCUUCCCCUCAUCCCCUCCCCUGCUUUCCCCCAUCCCCCUCCCUGUUUCCCCCCAUCCCCUUCCCUUCUUCCCCCCAUCCCCUCCCUUGCUUCCUCUCAUCCCCUUCCCUGCUUCCCCCCAUCCCCUUCCUUGCUUCACCCCAUUCCCUCCCCUGCUUCACCCCAUCCCAUCCCCUGCUUCCCCCCAUCCCCUCCCUGCUUCCCCCCAUCACUUUCCCUGCUUCCCCCCAUCCCCUGCCCUGCUUCCCCCCAUCCCCCUCCCUGUUUCCCCCCAUCCCCUUCCCUGCUUACCCCCAUCCCCUUCCCUGCUUCCCCCCAUCCCCUUCCCUACUUUCCCCCCAUCCCCUUCCCUGCUUCCCCCCCUGCUGCCUCCCAUCACUCUCAUUCUCCUUCCUCCCGCACUCACUCUCUCAGUCCUCUCGCACUCUCUCUCUCCGUCCUCUCGCACUCGCACUCUCCUUCCCACCACCCUCAGCCCUCCUUCCCCUCACCCUCUCCCCUGUUUCCACCUGCCCUCGCCAUCCCUGCCUUUCCCUCCCUGCCCUGCCCUUCACUUCUCCAUCCCUUCUCAACCCUUCCCUUUCAUGUCAUGCCCUCCCCUUCCCCCUCACCUUCCGCCCUCCAGUUACCAUGCAUGUGCACCCAUCACUGUCUCCCCAUACCGGUGA
Molecule: messenger RNA, 1767 nt
Organism: Closterium sp. NIES-65
Lineage: Eukaryota; Viridiplantae; Streptophyta; Zygnematophyceae; Desmidiales; Closteriaceae
Source: the annotation of a GenBank genome assembly